Molecule: messenger RNA, 1380 nt
Organism: Rotaria sp. Silwood2
Lineage: Eukaryota; Metazoa; Rotifera; Eurotatoria; Philodinida; Philodinidae
Source: the annotation of a GenBank genome assembly
AUGGAUACUCUUGGACCUCGCAUAAUGGUAAAUGUUGGCACUCAAGCUGUUUCAAAUACUGGACUUAAUCCACGAGAUUUAGCUCCAUUAACAAACGAUGCAUUUCUUGCUACAUUCAUGGGUAAAACAUCAUUAUCAGCAAGUAAUGGUAUAUCAAGACAACAUAAUAAUUAUCGACAAUCAUAUACAACACAAAUGGAACGUGUAACAAUUCGUUCUAAAACACGACCAUCAACAUCUAAUGGUGAAACCAUUGAACCAGAUUCAGCUAUUUUAUCAAUUAUUCGUGGUAAUGGAUCAGAUAAUAAUCAACAACAAACAUCUCAACGACAAUUACAAGGUAAUCAUAAUCGCCGUCGUUCAUUUAAUCAACAACAACAACAACAACGACUUUUGACUGGUUGGAAUGAUAUACCUUGUUCACCAAAUUAUCGACCAACAAAUGAUUCAAAUCGUCAACGUCGUACACGUUCUGGUGGUGCACAACAACAAAUAACUGUUGUUGAUCAAAUGGCUGCCCAGCCACAUAUUCCUUAUGCUAUUUUACCAAAACGUUUUGAACCUAAACAAGUACCAACAAAUAGUCUUCAACAACAAUCACGUUCAUCAAAUAAUAACAAUAAUAAUCGUCGUCGUCCAGCUGCUCCUCGACGUUCACAACGACAACAAGGUUAUUAUGAUGAUCAAUGGGAAGAUGUCGAAGAUGAUGUAUGGCCUGAAUCCAUGACACGUCAACGAUUAAAUCGACCACCGAAUCGAACUUUUGGUCAAACUACUGCUUAUCAUGGACAACGUCAACGUUUAAAUGAUUAUUAUGAUUCAUAUUCAUAUGGUCCAAUGUCUCGACAAGGACAAGCUUCAAUUCGUCCACGUCAUCGUAUGAUGUAUCAAGAUGAUGGUUAUAUUCCAUUUGAUAUAGUACCAUCAUAUGAUCUUAAUGAAUGGCAAGGCCCAUAUGCACGAUCAAGACAAUCAUUAUAUUCGCAACAACAACGUGGUGGAUUUCGUUUUGGACGUAAUGAUGAUGGCUUUAUUCGUGAUGAUCAUCGUAUAAACUAUUCAUCAAAACAAACACGAAAUAAUAAUAAACCAUUAACACCAACACGUAAUGGUAAACAAACAAAAUCACCAAAAAAUAAUAAAGGACAACAAAAACGUCAUAAUUCACGACCACGUAAACAACGAAAUCAAAAUUCCAAAAGUGAAGGAACACUAUCAACAAACACAAAUGAAUUAAAACCAAAAACAACUGAAAAUGAAACUACAAAUGAAGAUAAAGAAAAACAAGAAACAGCAACAACAACUGAAACUGAAGUAAAACCAUUACCAUCAAGUGAUAAUGAAAAUAAAGAAAUAGAUGAUGAAAAACAAACAGAAUAA